AUGGCCAGUGAAAGUGUAGAGAUUGAUGAUGCUUGUUUAUGGGGAUCAACUAUAGAAAAGAUUUUUAUAGAUAUUAUGGUUGAUGAAGUGAAUAAAGGGAAUAUGAAAAAUGGUCAAUUUAGCUCAAAUUUAUGGAAGAAAAUUCUUGAGGACUUGCAAUGCAAAAGUAAGCGGAAUUACUCAAUGAAACAAGUUAAGCAAAAGUUUAAUAGGUUACGUACUAAGUAUCGCGAAUUUAAUGAGCUACGAAAACACACCGGAUUUGGAUGGGAUGGUCCAACACAAACUGUGGUUGCUCCAGAUGAAAUAUGGGAGAAUUAUUUGAGGGCACACCCAAAGGCGGCAAUCUAUCGCAAGAAAGGAUGUGAUCAUUAUGUAUUGUUGGAACUAAUUUUUAGUAAGUCUACUGCUAGUGGUAAAUUCCAUCGGUCUGCUGCUUUAGGUCCACCAAACACCGAUGAUGAAAAAGAAAUUGAAAAUGACUCUGAGCGCAUAGGCCUGAAUGACAUUGAUGAUAGUGCUAGUUUUAUGGGCACUCGGCUUGUUGAUGAAGUUUUUAGAAGUGAAGCAAAAACUUCUGUAACAAGUACAGAGCGAAAAGCUAAAAGACAAAGAUCAGAACAAAUGAGUGCUGCAAUUGCUGCUUGGACGGAAGUAGCUAAAGUAAGAGUUGAGACAACUUUAGCUAAAGCUGAAAAAAAUAAAAAUGCAAUUGAAGGGGGAAGUGGAAAUGAUGAAUUUUCUGUCACAAAAUGUAUGCAAGUACUUGAAGGAAUAGAGGGAGUUAGUGAUGAUGUCUACAUGAAAGCUGUGGAGAAGUUGCAGAAUUCUGUUUGGAGAGAGACCUUUAUUAAUAUGUCUACUCUUAGAAGGAGAGCUUGGCUAGAUAGAUUAGUUUAA
Messenger RNA from Cannabis sativa, 900 nucleotides. RefSeq lists its product as uncharacterized. The transcript is spliced from 2 exons. The coding region runs from base 1 to 900 and encodes 299 amino acids. The record is from RefSeq and is a predicted model, not a curated record. NCBI's taxonomy places the organism in Eukaryota, Viridiplantae, Streptophyta, Magnoliopsida, Rosales, Cannabaceae.